AUGAAGAGCAGUUUGUUAGCUUUGUUGCUCGUUGCUGUUGUGCUGUUUGUUGCAGUAGAGUCCCACAGAAGAUUUCGCGGACUUGGUCGUAGACCUCCCAGGCGAUGGAAUAAUGGAAAGCCAAUGGGACAGUGGAAUGGAAAUCGUCGGAGAUGGCACGGAGGAAAUCAAGGUGGACAUUUUCGACCACUGGGAUGGAAUCAUGGAAAACCUAUGGGACCGUACAAUGGAAAUCGCUGGAAAUGGCAGCGAAGAAAUCAAGGAAGACCUUGCGAUCGGCGUAAGUUGAUAAACCCAAAAAAUAUAAACAGUAUAAUGAUGUAUUCAGCUUGUACAAGAUCAGGACAUUUUCGUUGCUCUUUGAAUGUUUUUUUGUUCUUAAUAAAUUUCGAGGAUGAACUACUGUCACCCGCUUGGCUCAGAGGGGUGCAUUUUUUUGUCCUUCUCACAAGUCAAUGACCCUGCGCUCCGUAGGCACUGUUUCCCUUUGCAAUUUUGCUGUCACACGAGUGUUUAGAAAUUGAAACGAAAACAAAAAAGCAAAAAAACAAGCAAAAACAAAAACAAAAAUUGAAUUUUGCGAAUGCAACACUAUAUGAUCGCUUUUAAAAUAGACACAUUCCACAAAGAUCCGUUUUCACCCGGGUGUUUUCCUCGACAGUACUAACUUUGCCUUAAGGCAAUAGCAAUAGGAACUUUGGACAGAUCGCUUGGCCUUUUGUAUUUUCGAGGGUGUUUUGCACGUGCGGGGCGGGCGUGCCAGGGCUAGGGAGAACGAAACUGUCUCUCUUUUGUCUUGUAAAGUAUUGUACGUGAAUAAGCCGAGUGGCGCGUAAAGCAAAAGACAGCUAACACCCUCGUUUCUCUAGUCUUUUGGUCCUGUCGCAACUGCUGCUAGUGGGGCUUUGUUGGCAGUCGCGAGUGGUCAUGUUUUGAUCCAGAUCGCGUGUUUCAUUCUAACUGAUGUCAUACUCCCAGUUGGUUAACCUCGUGAUCGCCCGGGCGUGAUCGUCAGUAAUGACGAUGCCAUGGCUGCCCUGCAUGCUCUGUAUCACUUCCUAUAUUUUAACAUGAUCAGUUUCUAUACUCCUCCUGUUGUUCUACCACAGGUAACCCAGGCUUACUAGAGAGAAAUAGUUGUUGCGUAACAGAAAAAUUGUAUGGGGUUUGUUUGGGGAUUUCAGCGAUCGUUAUUAGGGGUCAAAAAUAGAAAUAAAAAUACAUCAAAAUUUCUUACUUUGUCUCCUUGUUUUGAUUAUGGUGUGUUCUUAGCAUUUUUGGCCGCUUUGGGGCAGUUUCAGCGAAUUUUAGUUCUGUCGUUGUUCUCAAUGAGCGAACAAUUCGCCUAAACUUAAUUUUCGAUUCAACCCCAGAAAAUUUCACCAACAUUUGACUUAUUAAAUGAAACUGAAUAAGACUGAUGAAGUUUGAAACAGUGCGAAUUCACUUUUUUUUUCAGUGAGUGUUUUCGGUUUGUUGUCAUCCAGCAGCCUCGCCCUAGGGACGAGGUUGGUCAUUCAGAAAUUUUGCUACCAUGGCAACGUGACGUAACGACUCCUCUCUAUUGGCCAGGGGAUCAAAGCCAGUCAGAAAGGGCGAAUUUUUUUUGAAUAUAGGAUAAUUAUUUUCAUUGUGUUUAUACUUAAGGAAAAACGUUCAUACACGAGAGCAGGAGUAACCCUUCUGGGGGCUGGGUGGCUCGUUCUGUGCCUCCUCACUACUUGUGACAUCUUCGUUUAAAAUGAUACAAGACUCGCAGGACAAAGACAAAUUUCUUAUUGUUUGUUCAACUGUAUAUCCUUACCUAAUGUGUUUUUAGUUUCAGAGCGUCCUAGAAACUGUUCUGACUUCUUCGAUGGAACCUGCGUUGCUUGUGAUGAUCAAUUUGUGUUGAAAACAUUUAACUUUCCUCGAUGUAACAAAACCAUCUGCGUGCCCUGUUGGCGUCUGAAAUGGAGAAAUCCUGAUCUGUAUCGUCAACAGUGUGAACGUAACACCACAGGUAGCCGACGGACCAUCUAAUUUAUGAUAGGAAACCUUAGGGCCAGUUGUUUAAACAGAGUUUAGCCUUUGUCAAAUAACAAAACCACGUUCUAAGCCAUUUUCAAUUUUCCGCAACGCUUCUAUCUAAACACCAGUUAUCGCGAACAAUUUCAAUAAAGUAUAUACCGUAGACUGAAAAAGCACUUAUUUUCUUAAACUAACCCACUAAGAAAGAGAUGUAGAGAUUCAAUGAUUUCUUAAACCGCGGCCUAAGUUAGACUUUGUUUAAACAGUAACUGGCCCUUAGAUUCUAAGACGCGCACGGCUAGUAUUUUCUCAAGACUAAUAAAGGACGCCCAAAACAAAAACCAUCACCAUCUUGGCGGGAAAACGUGGUAGCCGUCGUAAUUCUACUUCGGGUUUUCGCCAAAAUUUCGAAGUGACGAAAACAAGUUUUAAAAUGUAAGAAGAUAUAUCAUAUUGUACUUGUUAGAGGACUUGGCCUUCUUCAAUAAAAAUAACCGUGUUAACUUUUCCGGUGAAAAAAAGUUGAAUGAAGCUUUGAUUGAAGGAGGUCUAAAUUUCGUCCUCGUCCUCAAAGGUCUCUAAUUUGAACUUUUAGGAGAACGAAUCAUGAUUCUUGUCGUCGCUUACGGGCGGUUUAAAACAAACUGUUAAAACAAGUCUCGCCGACCGUAAGGCUGGUAUUUUUUACAAGUUGUCUCCAAAGAGAGGUGGUCUUGUGUCAACACAAGUAGCCCAAGCUAACUGUCAACAAAUAAACAAAGCAUUGGAAAUCACAUUCUUACCUCACUUAAUAUGUGAAAUUUCCUGACGCUCCGUUUACGUUUUUGCCUCACUGCAGCACGUUUCAAGUGUCCCCGUGGUUGUGUGAACUGUAGCAGUCAUGGAGUGUGUACUGAAUGUAAACCAGGACUGAAGCUGUACAGCCCACCAAACAGCAACAUUACCAAAUGCGUGUCGAGUGAAGCCAAGCAAAACAAGAGUGGUGAGUAUAAUAUUUUGGUCUAUCUGACAACUCUGAGGUUAAACCCUAUCCAGCCAGUUCUUGAUUCUUACAGACGCUGGAAACUUGAAUCAAAUAAAUAGAUUUAUUUGACUGUCAGGCUGUGUAUCUGAACGCUAGUAACGAGGUAUUUUGCAUUACGUUUUGUCAAUUAAGAGACUCAAGAGGCAACGUCAACAUUUGUUGAAAAAAUGAGUUCCAGCCCUCCAGGGCGUAGGAAAAAAAAACUUGAUUUCUCAUCGAAACAAAAGCAAUUUAAAGAGAUGUCUUUUCCUGCUAUUCAUUUUAUAGCUUGUGGAAAAAUGUGUAUGGAAUGCUCAGAAUCUGGUGUUUGCUUAAAAUGCAUUGAGCCUCUGGAACUCAUUCAGAUACCAGUGGUAAAAGGACUUUCGGAUCCCGAAUACAAACGAACUAUUUGCGGAAAACCCGGCUUCUACAAAGGUAGGUCAGCGCUCGAUAAAAGUCUUUUUUCCCCCAGCAAAGAAAACACAGGAGUCAGGGGCUGAUUGUUCCAUAUCAUGUCUGCCGUUCUGAGUCGACGUGUCUCUGUAUGUGUCACUUUUAAACUCCCCACGUGUUAAAACAGGAGGAUUUUAUAUGUACGGCGAAGAAAAAUAAAGGGUAGGAAUUGUUAGCGUACAUAUGGGUUGUUAUUGUCAAUGUGUCGUUACAGUUUUGGCGGAUGUCAUGAUGAUAUCCGUUUCGUAGUUGUACAGACCAGGGACGUAGCCAGAAUUUUUCUAGAGGUACGCACAAUUUGCUUUGACUGUAAUCACUGUAUUACCACUGAUCUUUUUGCAGGGAAAACUAGAAAAGGAGGAAGAAACCCCGGCGUGUUAGACGUUCCUCAGUAG
This is a messenger RNA of Porites evermanni, 3864 nucleotides long. Lineage: Eukaryota; Metazoa; Cnidaria; Anthozoa; Scleractinia; Poritidae. The record is from the annotation of a GenBank genome assembly.